This is a messenger RNA of Pseudopodoces humilis (Tibetan ground-tit), 348 nucleotides long. The record is from RefSeq and is a predicted model, not a curated record. Lineage: Eukaryota; Metazoa; Chordata; Aves; Passeriformes; Paridae.
AUGGCGGCGAACCGGGUGGGGCGGCGGCAGGGCCGGGGGGGCUCGGCCGGCCCGGGGGGGCUCUCGGUGGGUCGGGGGUCCCCGGGGGGGCUCUCCCCGGGCCCCCGGGGGGGUUCCCCGGGCCGGGGGGUGUCCCCGGGCCGCAGCCCCGGGGUGCAGCGGAGAUCGGCGCGGGUCACGGUGCGCUACAACCGGCAGGAGCUGCAGCGGCGGCUGGACACGGAGCGCUGGAUGGACGGCAGGAUCGGGGAGCUCUACCGGGGACAGGAGCAGGAGAUGCCGGACGAGCUGAACAUCGAUGAACUCCUGGAGCUGGACACGGACGAGGAGCGAGCCCGGAAAAUCCAG